GCGACGCCCGGCGCCGGCGCCCCGGGCUUUCGAAGCACGUGGCAGUCACCCCGACGUCGUCCGGUAGACGCUGCAGGUGCGCGUCGUUCGUUCAACGAGGGUGGCGCCGUCGGUGGUAAAGUCCUGACGAUGAGCGAACAGUCGCGCGCCGGCCGCUGCCAGGACUAGAUUCGCGUUAUCGUUUCGUGACGAUAAUUCCGAAGCUGCAGCACGGAUCGAAACGCGUGUGUGAAAAUACCGGAAGGACUGCGAUAAAAAAAAAAAAUUAACAAUAAAAAAAAAACCAUCGGUUUUGUCGAGGAGUUUAAGUUUCGUCUCAUUUGCUUCGCGCGCUGUAACUGUGAACGCGCAUUGAAAUAAUCGUGGAAAAAUUAUAAACCGGAAGUUCAUCGAGUCCCUUCAACUUUCUAUACCGAGGGGAAUAAAAAUUGGGUCGUCGGAGAAUAGAAGGUGGACGGUGGUGGCGGGGCUCCGUCGUCGUGUCGCAGGGUGAACGAAACGGAAGUGGUUUCGGGAGAAGCUGGCGAAGGGGUGGCGGAAGGCUGGCGGUCCGAGAUGAGCGAUGAGGGGGGGCCUGGGCUGCCUGCUAGCCUCCGUAUUCGUCGUCCAUCUCGUCAACGUGAGCGGGCUGCCGCCCGUCGUGAAAAUCGGUGCCAUAUUCACUCAUGACCAAAAAGAUAGCAGUACGGAACUGGCGUUCAAGUACGCGGUCUACAAAAUCAACGAGGACAAGACCAUUUUACCGCACACUACCCUGGCAUACGAUAUCCAAUACGUCCCCAAAGAUGACUCGUUCCACGCGUCGAAAAAAGCCUGCCAGCAGGUCAAGUUCGGAGUCCAGGCCGUCUUCGGACCCUCGGACCCGAUACUCGGACAGCACAUUCACAGCAUCUGCGACGCCCUGGACAUACCGCAUCUGGAGGCGAGACUCGAUCUGGACGCGGAGGCUAAGGAGUUCAGCAUUAACCUUCACCCGGCGCAGACCCUCCUCAACACCGCCUAUCAGGACGUCAUGGCUUUCCUCAACUGGACCAAGGUGGCCAUCGUAUAUGAGGAUGAUUACGGACUUGUGAAGUUGAGGGAACUCGUGCGAUCCCCGAGGUCUCAGGAGAUGGAGAUUCAUCUGAGACAGGCGGACCCGGAGUCUUACAAGCAGGUCCUCACCGAGAUCAAGACCAAGGAGAUUCGCAAUUUGGUCGUGGACACCAAACCCCAGCACAUGCAUCACUUUCUGCGCACGAUUUUACAACUGCAAAUGAACGACUACAGCUAUCACUAUCUCUUCGCGACCUUUGACAUUGAAACGUUUGACCUCGAAGACUUUAAGUACAACUUUGUGAACAUGACCGCGUUUCGCUUGGUCGAUGCUGACGACGUCGGUGUACGAGGAGUCCUUAGGGAUAUGGAAAAAUUUCAGCUCGCCGGAAACACGAUCCUCAACAAAUCUCGAGUAAUACAGGCCGAGCCGGCUCUUAUGUACGAUAGCGUACAGGUGUUCGCCGUCGGUCUGAGGACGCUGGAACAGUCGCACGCCCUUCGUCCCGCAAAUUUAUCUUGCGAACUUGAGCACCCGUGGGACGGAGGACUUUCCCUCAUCAACUACAUAAACUCCGUCGAGCUGAAGGGGAUAUCUGGACCAAUAGAAUUUAAGGAAGGUCGCCGAAUCCAGUUUAAGCUUGAUUUAUUGAAGCUCAAACAACACUCGCUUGUAAAGGUAGGAGAAUGGAGGCCAGGUGCCGGCGUUAACGUUACGGAUAAAGCAGCUUUCUUCGAGCCAGGAAUCGCCAACGUGACGCUGGUCGUCAUCACGAUUCUGGAGACACCGUACGUGAUGAUGCAUUACGAGAAAAACUAUACAGGGAAUACAAGAUUUUACGGAUUUUGCGUGGAUCUUCUUGAGGUUGUGGCUAAGGAGGUUGGAUUUUCAUAUCGUCUGGAGCUAGUACCGGACCGGAAGUACGGAGCGAAGGAUCCAGAAACCGGCGAAUGGAACGGCAUCGUCAAUGAACUCAUGCGACAUGAGCAGCCAUACGUGAUGCUCGGUACGCAGAGUAACUUCACAGGGAACGCUAGAUACGAAGGAUUCUGCAUCGAUCUAUUGAAGGAGAUCGCCAGGAUGGUCGGCUUCACUUACAGGAUCGAACUAGUGCCCGACGGAAAGUACGGGGUUUACGACUAUGAGACCGGGGAAUGGAACGGGAUCGUUCGUCAACUGAUGGACAAGAAAGCGGACUUGGCCGUGGGAUCCAUGACGAUAAACUACGCGAGGGAAAGCGUCAUCGACUUCACAAAGCCGUUCAUGAACUUGGGAAUAUCAAUUCUGUUCAAGGUUCCGACGAGUCACCCCGCGAGGCUAUUUUCCUUCAUGAAUCCGCUGGCGAUUGAGAUCUGGCUUUACGUACUCGCGGCGUACGUUCUGGUCUCGGUUACGAUGUUCGUCGUUGCACGAUUCAGCCCCUACGAAUGGAACAACCCGCACCCAUGUCACGCAGGUCCAGAUAUCGUGGAGAACCAGUUCUCUCUGGCGAACAGCUUCUGGUUUACCAUCGGCACACUCAUGCAACAGGGGAGCGAUCUCAACCCAAAGGCGACCAGCACGCGGAUCGUUGGUGGAAUCUGGUGGUUUUUUACCUUGAUCAUCAUAUCGUCUUACACGGCAAAUUUAGCGGCGUUUCUCACCGUCGAAAGGAUGAUAACGCCGAUCGAAAACGCCGAGGACCUCGAAGGCCAAACGGACAUCACCUAUGGGACUUUGGAGAGCGGGAGCACGAUGACCUUUUUCAGGGACUCUAUGAUCGAAACUUACAAAAAAAUGUGGAGGUUCAUGGAAAAUAAGAAACCAUCGGUUUUCGUACCCACGUACGAAGAGGGCAUUCAACGCGUUCUUCAAGGCGAUUACGCAUUCCUCAUGGAAUCAACGAUGCUCGAUUACAUCGUACAAAGGGAUUGCAAUCUCACGCAAAUCGGAGGACUUCUCGACAGCAAGGGAUACGGCAUCGCGACACCUAUGGGUUCCCCCUGGAGGGAUAAAAUUUCGUUGGCUAUUCUCGAACUUCAAGAGAAAGGCGAGAUCCAAAUGCUUUACGACAAGUGGUGGAAAAGUCCAGGGGAUACGUGCAUGAGGACCGAAAAAGGGAAAGAAAGUAAAGCCAACGCUCUCGGAGUGGAUAACAUCGGUGGCGUGUUCGUUGUACUCCUCUGCGGACUCGCCUUCGCAGUGCUAGUUGCCAUUUUUGAAUUCUGCUACAACUCUAAAAGAAACGCACCACCACCCUCUGAGCGACAACGCCCACCGCCGCCCCCGACGUGCUCUGGAUCUCUUCAAGGGAUUCCUCAAGCUACGCAACAGCAACAGCAGCAACAGCAGCAACAACAACAACAACAACAACAGCAGCAGCAGCAGCAACAAAAUCAAAAUCCCCAGGAGUCGUUAUGCUCGGAGAUGGCUCGUGAACUGUGCCUAGCUCUGCGAUGUAAUUCGUCAAAACGCCGAAGGCGUGGAUGUGAAAAAUGUUCAUCGCACAGGGGGUCUGGUUACCCUCCCGAUAAUUCUACCUCCACCCCGAUAAACGGAAUGAGGUCACAGAGGAGCAGCUUGGGGGGUGCCAUCGAUCUGCCACCCCAUAUACACAUGCAUCAUGGACUUUCGCACGACUUCGACGUCGAUUACGAUUGAAGCAUAAAAAUCCGAAGAAUUAAUUAUAUUAAUUAUCGGUUAGUUUUUACUGGAAUAAAAUCAAUUCAAUAUCGUUGAGCCAAUCAACGAAUCAGUCUGUAUUCUCAUCCGAAAUACAGUUAUGAUAUUAUAUAUCGGUAUAUUUGAUAAAAUUAUGAAACUUUAUCGGAAGCAGCCUUAUCCAUAGGUCGGAUAUACGGUAAUAUUUGAUUAUCGAUAGAUUUGUAAUUAUCAUUAAUUUCGACGACUAGAUUACGGGUUGCCGAGAACAUAGGUAGAUAGUUCGAAAGUUCUGUUUGUUGUACGAAUGCGAUCGGUAAGUGCUGUUGUUGAUUACGGCGAUCUUAGACGAUUUUCAAUGGUUCCUCCUUCCUUUACCGAUGGAAAAUUGUCUCCGAUUAAUAACCCUUAUCAAAUAGUAAUUGCCGAGAGCGUCGCGGCUGGUAUUCAGCUCACUGCACAGAAUUAAUCUUACGAUAACAUGUAUAAUUAAUAUUAGUAUUAUUACAAUAUAACGUCUAGUUGGAUAUCAAAUUUAUAAGUGUUAUAAGUAUAGUUAUUAUCCCUUCAAAAAAUCGAAUCGUACAUCCUCAAGACGUAUACAUAUUAUAUAUGUAAUGAGAAAGAAAAAGGAGAAAAUUAUGUGCAGCACCUGUAUUAUUAUUCAGAAUACGGUUAUUAAAAAUACAACUAUAUUUAUUGUAAAUACGUGGAUAUAAUUAUCGGUGUAUGAUAAAAUAAGCGAAGUGUCUAGUUUCUACUUGAAUAUAAAUAAUUGUAGUAAUGUAAGAUAAUUAUACCGCAGACGUAUAAUAAAUAUUAUUAAUAGGUAAAUGAUAAAUGAUGAAUGUUAGAUUUACAGAAUACAACUAAAGUGUUUGGUCAUUUAUAAUUGUCUGUCAGCACUGUGCAUAAUCUGUUGGGUCGAUCAUUAGCGAUAAAAGUCACACCACGUUAUAAGUAGCGGCAGAUCUUAAUCAUUUUUUCUUAUCAUCUCGUUUUACGAUCAAUAUUAUCAAUAUACAAUGCAGCAAUUAACGUUAAAAACCACAUACGUUGUCCCAUUGAAAGGUUUUCGACUAAAAGGAAUAAUAAAUUUCAUGUAAAAACCAA
Molecule: messenger RNA, 4789 nt
Organism: Athalia rosae (coleseed sawfly)
Lineage: Eukaryota; Metazoa; Arthropoda; Insecta; Hymenoptera; Athaliidae
Product: glutamate receptor ionotropic, kainate 2-like
Exons: 21
Coding region: 563-3676 (1037 amino acids)
Biological process (GO): monoatomic ion transport
Cellular component (GO): postsynaptic membrane; plasma membrane
Molecular function (GO): glutamate-gated receptor activity
Source: RefSeq, a predicted model, not a curated record